GCCUACCUGUCUCUGUUUUUGUCGUCCAUCUUUUGGUGUGCAUCGCCGGGUGGCCUUUGCUGGAGCCUAGGACCCACUAGGAAUAGCCUCCAGCACAGAAAUCUCUGCAGGCAAAUUACUCCUGAGCACAUUGCCGGACAAUCCUAUAACGAACAGCUAACCUCUCAGCAUCUGAUUCCCGAUCCUUUUCCGACAUGGCAGGUGUGACUACCUGUAUAAAAUAUUCAAUGUUUAUCUUCAACUUCUUUUUCUGGCUAUGUGGUAUUUUGAUCCUGGGAUUGGCAAUAUGGAUACGAGUAAGCAGAUCUGAGAUAGAGUUUCCCGAUGAUUACAAUACUUCUUAUAAUACUUCUGCAAAUAUCUUGAUCGGUGUGGGUACUAUCAUCGUGAUUCUGGGUUUCCUGGGAUUCUGUGGUACCUUGAGAGAGAGCCGCUGCAUGCUUCUGACUUUUUUCAUAGGCUUGCUUUUGGUCCUGCUCGUACAGAUGGUGGCAGGUAUUUUAGGAGUUACCUACAAAUUUCAGUAUGAGCAUGUCCUGAAUGAGACUCUCUAUAAAAAUGUAGACCUUUUGACUGAAGCAGGUGAAAAAGCAAAGUUACUCCAGAAAUCCCUGAUUAUAUUUCAGAAAAAGUACAAAUGCUGUGGUUUGAUCGAUGGAGCUUCUGACUGGGGAACUAAUUUUCUACAAAAUUCUGAGUCGUGUGAAUGUUCAGAUAUGACAGAUUCCGCAUGUGAAACAUAUGAAGGAAAACUAGUUUACAAACGGGCAUGCAUUGGUCUUAUAAAAGAAUUUAUUAGAAAGCAUAUCACGAUGGUUAUUGGAAUAACAUUUGGAGAGGCAGCCGUUGAGGUAUUUGGUCUGAUAUUUUCUAUGGUCCUGUUCUGCCGGAUUGGGAACAAGUUAAUCUGAGGAUAUGUCGAGCUAUCAUCAGUCAAGCUCCUUCAAAUGGUUGCUUUCUUUGCCUUUGUAACUUUAAACUUAUAUGAGUGCUGUCUAUGUUGGGAGCAGCUGUCUUAUUAAAAGUUCUUAUUUAGCUAGACUCUAGUUAUCUUCCAGACAUAUUGAAUAUAGUUAGGAUUUUAGUGAUGCUAGAAAAAUAAUAUGAAUGUGCAUUUUUACUCAAAAUAAAAGUGACAUUCUUUACA
Messenger RNA from Pipistrellus kuhlii (Kuhl's pipistrelle), 1147 nucleotides. RefSeq names its product tetraspanin 8 (gene TSPAN8). The transcript has 9 exons. NCBI's taxonomy places the organism in Eukaryota, Metazoa, Chordata, Mammalia, Chiroptera, Vespertilionidae. Bases 195 to 911 code for a protein of 238 amino acids. Gene Ontology annotation, cellular component: membrane. The record is from RefSeq and is a predicted model, not a curated record.